Molecule: messenger RNA, 839 nt
Organism: Sander lucioperca (pikeperch)
Lineage: Eukaryota; Metazoa; Chordata; Actinopteri; Perciformes; Percidae
Gene: mrpl49
Product: mitochondrial ribosomal protein L49
Exons: 1
Coding region: 41-568 (175 amino acids)
Biological process (GO): translation
Cellular component (GO): mitochondrial large ribosomal subunit; ribosome
Molecular function (GO): structural constituent of ribosome
Source: RefSeq, a predicted model, not a curated record
UUCACUAUUUCCGGUCCUACUGCUUUACAUACUACACAAGAUGGCGGCCUGCUUUACCCUUCGGUCCACCGUGCUCGGCAGGGCGCUACGAGGAGCUCUCAGACCGGCACGUCCUGCCGCGGCUGUCGGGCUUAGGUUUGUUUGUAACGCUGCUCCAGAAGAAAACAAGAGGGUCAUAGGCCUAUCAGAAUCUACGGAGGAAUACAAGUUCGUAGAGCGGCUCAUCCCGCCGUCACGGGUCCCCGCUCCGCCUAAACACGCCGGUCCUACCCCGUCUGGCUGGACCCCUCCGGCAGACUCGCCGCCGCCUCUGCCCUACAUGAUCCGCCGCUCCCGCAUGCACAACAUCCCGGUUUACUCCGACCUGACCCACGGCAGCCGCAGGACAACGCUCGUACGGAAAGUGGAGGGGGACAUCUGGGCUCUGGAGAAGGACGUGAAGCAAUAUCUGAAGGAGGUGACGGGGAAAGAGCUGCCCACGCAGGUCAAUGAGGUCACCAUGACAUUAAAAGUCAAAGGUCACUUCGAUACGGAGCUGAAGGAAUGGCUGGCCGGCAAAGGCUUCUGACUGCGGGGAUCCUCAGUCACGCUCAGGGGGCAGAGCUGUCCGUGUGAAGGGGGAGAUGGAGAGGACCACCGCUGGCAGUUCAACGCCUGGAAACAUUGUCCUGCAGUACUUUAAACCCUAUUUCAAUCCACACGGAUGGACAGCUUUGAUUACUGCCAGUUUAUUGAACUUUCUUUAGACACCAGAUAUGUUGAAGUUAUGGGAUCAACCAGUGUACAUACGUGUAUGUAAUGUAAUGAUGGGACAUUAAAUAUAAAAGCAUAGCCCACUU